AUGACCAUCCGCCCCGCCAUAUUCACGCCAGACGUCCUCUUGAGCGCUCCCCGUCGCUCGGCCGCCAUUCCCAACGCGUCUGGGACCUUGGUCGCAUACACCCAAACCAAGUAUUCAUUCGAUUCGCAUUCGAGCUCCUCCGAGCUCCGCGUCUUGGACGUGGCGUCAAGAGUGUCGGCUCUCAUCACAGAUGAUUUUAAAGGCGAGCCUCAAUGGCUCGGUGAUGGUGACCAGCUAGUUUGGCUGAGAGGAAGAGAGAAUGGCAACACAAGCAUUGUCAUUGGCAGUGCUCGGAACGAGAAACCAUACGUCGCAGGAGUGGUGCCAGGGCCUGUUGACAACCUCAAGAUUACACAGCUUUCGCCAAGUGAAUUCGGGUUUGCCGUCUCUGGUAAAGCUAACCCGGACGGCUCGCUCUACAACCCUUCUGAUGUCAAAGCGCCAUUCAGUUCGGGGAAACUAUAUACCUCGCUCUUCGUGCGGCACUGGGAUGAAUAUAUAUCCCCUCAGAGGAAUGCAAUUUGGCUUGGAGUUUUACAGCGGCUACCCGUGGGGAACAGCUCGGCCUUUCAGUCGUCUGGUCUCGUAAACUUGUUUCUGCUUGCAGGAUUGAAUAACGUCGAAUCGCCGAUCCCACCAUUUGGUGGAACGGACCACUUUGACAUCUGCAACCGAGGAGUCGUGUUUAUCUCUAAAGACCCGAAGUUGAACCCGGCUACCCAUACGAAAUGCGUUUGCUAUUAUUGUCCAUUGUCAUCAUGGACCAACCCCAUGCCAUUGAAAGCGAGGACGAUCAACAUACCGUGGCUUAACGGAGCUUUGGCUAGUCCUGUGAUCUCUCCCGUUAACAAUACCCUGGCCUUCUUAGCAAUGAAAAUGGAUGGAUAUGAGGCAGAUAAAAACAGGAUCAUUUUGGUCCAUGGCUUAUUUGACGGUUCUUCCGACGCUGUUGAACUAUUCGCAGGCGCAGAUGGCACUGGCCAGUGGGACCGGAGCCCAGACUCUCUGACAUGGGCCCACGAUGACUCGUCCCUUUUUAUGCAGGUGCCGGAUACUGGGCGCCAGGUGGUGUUUCAACUGCCGCUCAACAGGUCAAGAUUGUCGUCGGUCGACCACCUUAUCAAACUUACCCACUCCGGUUCUAUUUCGAAGGUUGUGUCCAGGCCCUGUGGGCUUUUUCUCUCCAGUAGUAGCCUGGUCGAAAGUAGCCUCUACUCCAUAAUAACAUUUUCUGACUCAGUUAGAACAACCGUGCUUUCCUCGAGUUCAAAAAACGGUGCUUCGUUUGGGUUGUCCGAGUCUCAGAUCGACGAAAUAUGGUGGAAAGGCGCGCGUGGCCGGGACGUUCACGGAUGGAUUGUGAAACCGUCCAAAUUCAACCCUGGAGAGAAAUAUCCUCUUUGUUUUCUUGUCCAUGGUGGCCCACAGUCAGCGUGGCUGGACCAGUGGAGUACACGCUGGAACCCACUGGUGUUCGCGGAGCAAGGCUAUGUAGUAUUCACGCCUAAUCCAACUGGUAGUACUAGUUACGGACAAGCAUUCACCGACGAUAUUCGGGGAUCAUGGGGUGGCUAUCCCUAUGAAGAUCUUGUGAGAGGAUUUGAAUUCAUUGAACAAAAUCUUGCCUAUGUGGACACAAGCCGAGCCGUCGCGUUAGGAGCGUCAUACGGCGGCUUCAUGAUGAAUUGGAUCCAAGGCCACGAACUCGGGCGCAAAUUCAAGGCUCUUGUCACUCAUGAUGGUAUUUUCAGCACAAAAUUUGCGCUAGCCACUGAAGAGUUGUAUUUCCCAAUUCAUGAUUUGAAAGGGACGUAUUGGCAAUCCCGCGAUGUCUGGGGGCGUUGGGAUCCGUCCGAGUUUGUGCCCAACUGGCAAACACCGCAUCUUGUCAUUCACAGUGCUCUGGAUUAUCGUUUGUCUAUUGCGGAGGGCCUGGCUACUUUCAAUGCCUUGCAGAUGCAGGGAGUAGAAAGCGCCUUUCUCACAUUUCCAGACGAGAACCACUGGGUAUUGAAGCCCGAGAAUUCCCUGGUUUGGCAUCGAACAGUCAUCAACUGGAUCAACAAGUACGCUGGAUUGGCACCAUGGCUUGAUAAGAAUGGCUCGGAUGGGUUUCCGGCCGAAGACGAGGACCAAAAAUUGGCACGGGCCCAGGCAAGCUUUCUCUGGUCUACACUUCAGCUCGCUGCUUAG
Coccidioides posadasii C735 delta SOWgp is the source of this 2193-nucleotide messenger RNA. NCBI's taxonomy places the organism in Eukaryota, Fungi, Ascomycota, Eurotiomycetes, Onygenales, Onygenaceae. The record is from RefSeq and is a predicted model, not a curated record.